ACACAUCCAGCGAUGGGAGGCGCGGGCAGCGCGGCGCAGGGCCGGGGCCGGCAGCGCGGGGCCGGGCGGCAGCAGCCCGCGCCCUGAGGGCCGCUCGGCGCUCGGAGGCCGCUCCGCGGGGCCGGCCCUGGCCGCGGCCCCAUGGCCGAGGUGGGCGGCUUCCUGGGCGCGCUGGACCCCGACCUGCACGGCUUCCCCCCCGCGCUGGGCGGGCUGCCCCUCGCCGAUUCGCCCGGCUUCCUCAACGAGCGCCUGGGGCAGAUCGAGGGGCGGCUGCAGCGGGGCUCCCCCACCGACUUCGCGCACCUCAAGGGCAUCCUGCGGCGGCGGCAGCUCUACUGCCGCACCGGCUUCCACCUGGAGAUCUUCCCCAACGGCACGGUGCACGGCACCCGGCAGGACCACAGCCGCUUCGGGAUUUUGGAGUUCAUCAGCCUGGCAGUGGGGCUGGUUAGUAUCCGUGGGGUGGAUUCAGGACUCUACCUCGGCAUGAACGAGAGAGGCGAGCUGUAUGGGUCGAAGAAGCUCACAAGGGAAUGUGUUUUCCGAGAGCAGUUUGAAGAGAACUGGUACAACACGUACGCCUCAACGCUCUACAAGCAUCCGGACUCGGAGAGGCAUUACUACGUGGCUCUGAACAAGGACGGCUCCCCCCGCGAGGGGUACAGGACUAAGAGACAUCAGAAAUUCACUCACUUUUUACCGAGGCCCGUGGACCCUGCCAAAAUACCUGCAGUGUACAGAGACCUCUUCCACUACAGGCUUUGGAUGGUAAAGAUAAAUUUUAUAGACACGUACAAGGGCAACAUCAAAUGUACAGCUGGAAUGGACCUGGCAAGCGUGAGCCCACUGCCAUGAGCGGCUGCACAUCCAACACACUCCGCAACUGCAGAUCCAGUCCUCUCCUCUGUGGCAGCAGGGACAAAAGAGGUCCUCAGGCCAAGCACCAGCACAGCACAGCCCUGAAAGACCCAGAUGGGAUUGUCCAAGAGCACACAUCACUGCUGUGCUGAAAAGAACCUCGCUGGCACAGUCAGCGCCCUCACGUCCUUGCUGGCGUUGUCCUCACCACAACUUCAUUUCUCCCACUACAGUUUCUCAGCCUCCACUUCGCAAAGCCGCUUGGGUGAAAAUUCAGCCUCUUCAGCUUUACUCCCCGAAUUCCCAGAAGGAACAAUCCAGCUUCUUCAUGCUCCAUGUACUGCUAGCGAGGCGGCUGCUUUGGGGCCCGGUGCUCCCAGCCACUUUCUGUCCUCUCUGCCACCUCCUGGGUCCCCGCAGCAGCAUUUGCUACCCAACGUCACAGCCGGGGCCGCAGCUGUCACAGACAACAGUCUGCAGAUUGCAAUGAAAAGAUUAAAGGAGCUUUACCUUGAAUGAUCUAGACACGGAGGAAUUUAAUCCCGUGUUUGAAAUAAAAAAUGUUUAUUUACCUUUUUCCUCUGAGUCAUUGCUGAAACAUCUAAUCCUCAGCAGCCAUGUCAGGAGCACGAUCGUUCAUGAAAAGUGUCCUAAAAUGUACUUUUGACCUUAGCAAAGGGAAAACUCAGCUCUCCAGCUUCACUCUGCAGCCUUUCCGCCGCCACCCUGGCAGCACCGUCUGCAUCCCACUGGUGCUCACGGCUGCCUGGGGAGGCAAAUCCCAGAGAGGCCACCGCGGGAGGGGGCAGUGACCCUUCCUGCUGGCUGUCUGCAGCCAGUGCUUUCCUUUACACCUGAAGAUAAGGUUAACGCUGAAGAUGCUGUUUCUCAUCUUCACAAAUGAAGGUAAAACCUGACCUGAGCAAUGCCAAGUACGUGCUUUUUGCCAAGCUGAAAGAGAUCUGAUUUGGCCCCUGCCACUGAACUGGUCCUCCAACGUCAGGAUCCAGGAUCGGACUUGGAAGGAGGCUCCUGCUGCAGAGGGACACACGGCUGCAAGAGCGACAGCACAGAACUCCUUUUCAGGAUCUGGGUUCAAAAAAAUAGCAUUUGUAAACAGCAAAAUCUGCAAAGAAUUCACUGAAAACCACUUUGUAGCAGUCGGUACCAUUUCUCAUGUGGGACAUUCUUUAAAGGGGAAAUUCAGCAUUGUUUAAUCCCACUGUAAUGGUUACUUCCAGCAGGAAUUUACUGAGUUAGGUUCUGGUUCAGCAAAAUACUUAAACGUAUGAGUAAUGUGACUGAACUGGGACCUUAGCAGCAGCAGAAUCGAUGACCACAGACUUUGCCUGCGCUCUGAGUUGCAGUGGGUGCAGCCGGCAAUGCACAGUGUGUGCAGUACUUCUCUUUCCCUUUAUGCGUGCAUAUGAAGACACACUCACCCUUGCACGUUGAGGUGGAGCUGACCACCAUCUCCUUCAGCCAUCAUCCACAGCCGCUCGCCCUGCCAACACCCUGUUUGACACCAUGUUUGGGCAAACCUUAGAGAUGUUGUUCCUCUAGCAGCAGCCUUGUGCCUGUUUUGUUCCCACCUGCCCAGGGCUGUUUCACACACACAAAAAGCCCAAGAUCUGAAAACACAACUGUAAACAGAGCAAAGGACGUGGUUUUUAGCAGUUCUCCAAUUGGAAAAAGCUGGGCACGUAAUAAUUGAAACUUUAUCCUGGGAACAGCUGUGUAAAGCAGGAGGGAGGAGGUCAGCAGCAGAGUGGGAUGGUUUCCUGAGUCUCGCUACAGAGGGGUGCAGACAUGGAGGAAAACCCUCAGCACGAGGCCAGAGCGGCACUGAGCGCACCGCAGCACAAACCUGGCUAUGGGGUGAGCCAAGGUGUGCAGACAGCUGGGAGGAACAAAUGGUGACACACAGGUGGCCUCCCAGAGACCCCGAUGCCAGCAGCUUGAGGCCAUCCAGAGCCUCUGUAGGAGGAAAGUGGAGGGGAUUUGCUUCCCCUACAGAACACAAUGGAGAGCCCAAAGCUCCACAGCAAGUCAAGAAAAUCUGUGCUGAAAGGUGAGGAAGGUGCCCUACUGGCUGUGUGCUGCCUCACUGGGCAGAAAGAGAUGUGCUAUGGCUGCCAGCAGCGGACAAGGCAUUCCUGAAAGGACACUUAGCAACAGCACAUCCCCAAAGGAGAAGGGCCAGAGUUCUUGUUGGUAGCGAGGCACAGACACCCGCACCCCUCGGGCAGUGCUGGUGGGAGAAGAGAAGCCUGGGACCCGAUCUGAAGGGCGAUGUCCUCUCCCCUAUCCCAGCAGCUGGAGCUGACUCCCGGACUUGCGGGUUUGUUGAAAUACCGGCCAUCUCAAUGGCAGGAGCAGUCUGCAGGGCAGCGUCUGUCCGUCAGUCCAGAAAGCUUCACGUAGACAAAGGCACUGCAAGGAAAUAAAGUGAGGUUACUGAGUGUGGCUCCCCUCGAGCCACAGGACACAGAGCACACUAAGGGUACUAACUGCGUUACCUGGUGUCUCUGCGCCAUUUAUCAGCCUGCAGAUGUGGGUAAAUCACUUCUCCACACUCUGGUGAAGAGAACACUUGCCAAGACCUGGCUGGAAAAGCACCGGGUCAGAAGACACACAGUGGUGACGUGUGCUGAAAACAGUUCUCACUUUGGGGGCAAACAUACAGCGUAGGUGGAUGCACUUCUCCAAAUGCUGCCGGCACCGGGGGCAGCCAUCCCAGAGAGCCCUCCCAGGGGCAGGGCAGUGUGUGGGGAUUGAAGGCAGCAAAUCUCCCUGGGGGAAGCACUCCGUGGCCCAGGCUGUACAGACACAGACCCUGAUCCUGAUUUUAAGGUGAAGUCAAAAACAUCUGCAGUCAGGUGGGGAAAGCAAACAGUCCAUGUGUCACCAACAGCCGAAACGCUGCCCCGUUUGGGAAUGAGAACAGAGUCAUACAGCAGGACUUAAACCAAGCAAUUUGCACAAGACUGUAUAUUUCUCUCAAGGCAAGAACUGCUCUGGAGCUGUGAAUUCUCACAUGGGAACACAAAGCGAGUAGUUCUGUACCUGUGCCGGGUAGUUUGGUGUAAAAGAUCAGUGAGGCCGGACGCACUGAGGCGUCCUGUGUUCUUCCCUAACCACACCUCACUGUUAGCAAUGUCACGUAUCCAAGUGCGGCCGAUGAUUGUGAGACACAACAAGCACACGCCUCUGCCUGUGCUGCUUCCAGUGGGUGUCAGCAAGGAUCCACAGACAACACUCACGUUUGUGCAAUUCCAUUAUACAAACAGGCACUGCGCUGCAAUUAAGCUUUGAGUAAAGCCCAGGUACCACACACCACUCAGCACAUUCAGUGUCUCCAACAGCUGUCACGUGCGAUGUCACUGAAAACAGAACCAAAGGGGCAUUUGGAGGUCGGGCUUUGAUGGGGCUGAGCAAAAUGAGGAUAUCCUUCCCUUCCUCCCUCCCUCCUUCUCUCCCCCUGCGCUCACCCCCGGCCCAUCUCACCCUGCCCUGAGCCCCUCUGCCCUUCUCCAGUGCAGCGUCCCCAUUUUCAGCCUCAGCUCUUUGCCAAAACCCUCCUGCACCCCUCCUGCUGUCACCGCCCCCCCCCAGACACCCCUGUGCCACCGGGCACAGCAGGAAGGGGGCUCCGACACGCUGAAAAAAUACUUAGUGUUGCUGCUGUGUAGCAACAGCCUGCACAGAGACAAACCAAGGUCCUGUGCUGGGACAGAACCACAGGACUCAGACUUUUGCCGCAGCCAGGUCUGCAGCUGCUGAAGGCAGUUCCUGCAGACCCUUCUGACCCACGGCACCUCUAAGCACAGCUGCCUUUCAGCCUUUCACAGCAGCACAGCUCUCCUAAAGCUACAGCUGGGCAGGUGAGAUUUAAUAACUAAGAAAGUAACUACGAAGUACAAUUAAGAGGUUGAAAGACCUAAGUUCAUUCAAAUUAGACAAAGCAGAGCUUCCUCUUGCUCUUAAUGGUUUACCACUGCCGGGCGACACCUCGCUGCUCAUGGUUUCUAACAGACCAGCUGCAGAAGGCACUGCUAAUGCACACAAGCUGGAAAGCUGUCCCGUAACAGGAACCUCACUGCGGCAAAACAUGAGAGCUUGACACACAGCACAGCACCAGUCUGCAAUUCUCAACAGAUGAGUUCUUGGGCUACGUCCCUGUGGAGAUGAUGCAGAACUGCAAACGUAGCACAAGGCACAUGGAUGUAUUUUGGUCACUUUAUUAAAUGAGAUAUUAAAUAGUUUAAGAUUCAACUACUAAACAGCACUUUGAAUGGUGAAAACACAGAUACUUGAUUCAUACUUGAAUGCUUCUUGUCCUUUAAAAACACAUCUCCAGUCCUUAUAUAUAUUACAAAACAGCCUUAUAGGAAGAGGUGACACCUUUUCUAUAGUACUUAAGAUAUUUAAUACAGAACUGAAAAGCCAUCUAAUAGAAACAAAGGCAAGUCUUCACAGCUGUAUGAUUUCAGCAGCCAAAGCUGGUUGAUGGACUGAAACAUUACUAUACAACUGGGACAAAACAUAUACAAUAUCACAAUACUAAGCAAAAACGCUUUACAUCCAAAGGAAUAAACAGGUUACAAAAUGUGGAGAAUUUAGCAGGCAAAAUUGUAUUACAAGCAACAUUUUUAUUCGUCGUCUUAAGCCAUCUCAUCUAGUUAAAACAUCUAAAACAAAUAUAAAAAUGAGCUUUCUGUUAUCUUAUUGAUGUAUGUUCUGUCUUUAAAUAUUUGUUAAAGCUUGAUGUUAUACUCAAAGCACGUUGUUAUGCAGCUAAAAUGUCAAGUGAGAAACACGUAUGCAAAGUGGUCCAAGUUUUAUUUCAACGCUUAUCUGAGCUUUCUUCUUAUGCAUUAGUUCUUCUGCUAUCCAUAGUUUUGUCCAGAAUGAAAAAAAUGUGCCGUUAAAUGUUGCCUAAAACUUCCACAUUUAAGUCUUUUGAGUUACUGUAAAACUCCGUUGAACAUUCCCAGGUUUGGUAGAAGAUACUUCUCUUAUUCAAGACGCAUAGGAACAUCAGUGAGAGUUGCCCAGAGUACAUUUGCCUCCAAAUGUUUGUCUCAAAGUCUCACAUUCUCAUUUCUUCUAGUGUGAAUACACCUCUUUUUGCUCCCUUCCCCCCAGGUUAAACCUAACGGUAGAGCUGGCAAAGCUCCAGAACACAGGAGAGGUUCAUUUGUGGCAUCUCGUAACAAAGAGUCCACGAUGGCAACGUCAGCCUUUGCAACAGACCAGAGAAACUGUCCAGAUCCCAAACCAAGUUUUGAUCACAACAUGAAAUAUCACGUAAGAUUUGCAUAUUUAGAUGCAAAAAAAAAACAAAAAACAAACAAAACCAAAA
Gallus gallus (chicken) is the source of this 6226-nucleotide messenger RNA. RefSeq names its product fibroblast growth factor 16 (gene FGF16). Gene Ontology annotation, molecular function: growth factor activity; fibroblast growth factor receptor binding. The transcript is spliced from 4 exons. Gene Ontology annotation, biological process: positive regulation of endothelial cell chemotaxis to fibroblast growth factor; animal organ morphogenesis; cell differentiation. Gene Ontology annotation, cellular component: cytoplasm. Bases 142 to 858 code for a protein of 238 amino acids. Lineage: Eukaryota; Metazoa; Chordata; Aves; Galliformes; Phasianidae. The record is from RefSeq and is a predicted model, not a curated record.